Messenger RNA from Ectocarpus sp. CCAP 1310/34, 432 nucleotides. Lineage: Eukaryota; Phaeophyceae; Ectocarpales; Ectocarpaceae. The record is from the annotation of a GenBank genome assembly.
AUGUUGGGAGUCUUUCUGAAUUCGUCGUGGGGGACUGGGUCGAAAAUCCUCGUCACCUGGGGCCGUGGUGGAUUUCGUCGCCGUCGAGAGACUUUGUACGGAGUUCAGAACAUCGCGCCGGGCGAAGUUUACUUCCAUGCCCCACGCUUGCGGUUCUACACCGAUGCCAUCCUCGAAAUCACGGCCGAGUUGGAGGAGACUUGUUGGCAUGCUUUCACGCAGAGAGAAUGCGAGAUGGAGGCGAUUGUGGACCCGUCGGCGGCGAAUGACGGCCCUGGGUUUGAUUUGAUGUUGAAGUGGAAUGGGUUGGUUUCAACAAGGAAGAGAACACCCCGCAAGAGCUGCCAAAUAAGGUCUGGGAUGCCGCGCCGCAGAUUCUCAGAUCGAAGCUGCGGCGGCUGGUAUUGUCGAAAAGCGUUCGGGCUCGGUUGA